Messenger RNA from Aspergillus tanneri, 585 nucleotides. RefSeq lists its product as uncharacterized. Lineage: Eukaryota; Fungi; Ascomycota; Eurotiomycetes; Eurotiales; Aspergillaceae. The transcript is spliced from 4 exons. Gene Ontology annotation, molecular function: RNA binding. The coding region runs from base 1 to 585 and encodes 194 amino acids. The record is from RefSeq and is a predicted model, not a curated record.
AUGACCAACCAAGUCUCCCCAGACUCCGCAAACUCCUCAUUCUCCCCGGUCCCCCACUAUCAUCUCGUCCCCUUCAUCCCUCAAUUCCCUCACUAUCUUAAAGUCUCCCAGUAUUCCAUGCCUUUGACCCCCCUGACGAACGAAAACGCCCAAGAUUUCCUUCCGCGCGAGGCCCGCAUUUUCGUUGGGAACCUACCCGUCUGGCUGGAACAUGAUGAAAUGGUCCAGAGUCUGCGAGACAUUUUCAGCCGUUUUGGACCUUGCUAUAUAAAGUUCCGGGAACAUAUGUCGAAACCCUCGGCAUUUGUGCAGUUUCCGGAGGAGUAUCAAGCUGGAGAAGCUAUCCAGCAUAACAGACAGAUUUUUUUGGAAGGCAGGCCUCUGAGAAUUGAGCCUGCCAACGGGAGAGUGCCUCAGCAGGGACAGAUGCCGGCGCCGGGUUAUGAGUAUUAUCCUUUUGCCGGACCACAGAUGCCGGUGCCGGGUUACGAGUAUAACCAUUAUUUCGCACCACCUCCAGUCUAUUACAAUUCGUACGGUAAAGAUACUGAUGGUAGGUGGGGUCAGGAUCAAGGCUGGUUUUGA